UACUCGAGCUGUGUCCCCCUCUCAAACUGUCCCACUCACUCAAAGACCUCAUACACUCACGCAGCGAUUUCAGACACUUAGACCAGUGUUUCGUCACACAGGCUUUAUCAGCGCUUUUAUUGCCACAGGUUAUCCCAUUGUGUCUCUCUUUGUCUGGGCUGAAUCUCCACCGUCCGCUCUGGGACUUGGCUUGGCUCUACUGUCUCUGUCUCUCAACCCCUCCCCCCUACAGCACCCGGAGGGUGGGACAGACUUCUUGCUGACCCACAAUGUUUCUGGUUCUUGUUGUGACGCCGGAACUAAGGGAGUUCUUGGCCAGAGCAAGGGGUGGAGCUGUCCGCCUCAUCCAGGUGCGGAUCCAGGACGAACAGCUGGUGCUUGGGGCAUUCAGAGAGCCGACACAGAGCUGGGACCAGGACUAUGACCACUUCCUACUUCCUCUGCUGGACGACCAGGAGCCUUGCUACAUCCUGUACCGCCUCGACUCCCAGAAUGCCCAGGGAUACGAGUGGAUCUUCAUCUCCUGGUCUCCGGACCAAUCUCCAGUGAGACAGAAGAUGCUGUACGCUGCCACCCGUGCCACAGUGAAGAAAGAGUUUGGUGGUGGUCAUGUGAAGGAUGAGAUGUUUGGCACAGUGGAGGAGGACAUCUGUCUCGAGGGCUACCAGCGUCACGUGUCCUCCAGCUCCGGCCCUGCCCCACUCACAGCUGCUGAACAGGAGCUGCGGAGAAUCAAAAUCAACGAGGGAAGGGUUAAGCAGGUGAAAACAGAGACCAGUGUGGAGAAUAAGCACCAAACACUGCAGGGCCUUGCUUUCCCACUGCAGGAGGAAGCCAAACAGGCUCUACAACAACUCGCACAGAAAGGCAUCAACUACAUACAGCUGAAGUUGGACACAGAGAAAGAGACUAUAGAGCUGGUCCAUUCCGACCCGACAGAGACCCGUGAGCUGCCUUGCAGGGUUCCCACGGAUACACCCAGAUAUCACUUCUUCCUCUAUAAACACUCUCAUGAAGGGGACUACCUGGAAUCUGUUGUGUUCAUCUACUCCAUGCCAGGGUACAGCUGUAGCAUUAAGGAGCGGAUGCUGUACUCCAGUUGUAAGAGUCGACUGCUGGAUGAGGUGGAGAAGGAUUACCAUCUGGAGGUGGCCAAGAAGAUGGAGAUUGACAGUGGGGGUGAGUUGACAGAGGAGUUCCUGUAUGAUGAGGUCCAUCCUAAGCAGCAGGCCUUCAAGCAGGCCUUCGCCAAGCCUCGUGGCCCAGCAGGGAAGAGAGGCAACAAACGUCUCAUCAAGGGCCCAGCGACUAGGGAGAGCAGGCCGGAAAGUUAGAGAGAGGGACAGAGCUUGGUCGUCUCGGCAGCCCUUUCCUGAAUCCUCCUCCUGUUGCCACAUCCUCUGGCAGCUUGUUUGGCCACGAAGAAGGAAAAGGAGAAGAAUAUGGAGGGAUUUCUGUCAUUUUUAUUUCCCCCUGCCUUUGCUUGUGUUUUAACAAUGUGUCAAUAAUGUACGUGCUCUUCAUGAACAUCAGCUAUAGCAGUGGCUCCCAAACUGUGGGGGAGCGAAAGGUCAGCAUGGGGAAGAAGAGGGGUCGUCAGGGGGAACUCACUCCGGCUUUCAACUUACUCCAAACUUACUGUGCAAUUUCUAUAUUGCAUCAGCAGUUUGCAGACCUUUCAUAUGAUAUACUGUAUACCUUGUUAGAAGUGCUUAGAUCAACUAGGCCAUGUCAGCAAACGUUUUUUUUAUCUAGGUUUUUUCUAGCCUGUUGAUUUUGUUGUAAUGUUUUGAAGCACUCAACUAUCACAUGAACACACAUAAGAAAUGGCAGAAUGUGUAGAAUUGCAGGGAAUUUGUUUUAAAAUGGCAACAUUUUCUCUGCACCCCAUAACAAAAUGUAUAGAAUUAUGGGAAAUAAGCUUUAAACCUACAACAUUUCAUGAACAUUGCUUGUGCCCAUAGAAAUAGAUGUGGCUUGCUUGUGCGUGGGGAAAGGGGGGGUGUUCCCCAGUAAAAAAGUUUGGAAAACCCUAAACUAUAGGAUAAAACUAAGGAUUUCACUUGAUUUUUCUCAAUAUCUUUCCGUGUCACUCUUAAACACAACAUCCUACACAUACACACAGAUGGACUGACAGAUGGAUUGACAGAUGGACUGACAGUAAUUAAAGACCAGUGGGUGGUCUUACAGAUACCGCAGCCAAGUUUCUCUGUUGCUAAUAUCACAUACAGGAGAAGCCCUUCUCUCUAAUGUAUUGUCCAUACCUUGCCUGUUGCCACUAAAUGUUUUGUAUCAAACACGUUUUUAUAAACAGAUGAUACUAAUGAGAGGAAUUCCAAAUAAAAUAUAGUUUUUUUUCUGUAUGUUGUGUCAUAAAAAAACACAGCACAAAUUGCAUGGGCCCGAUGAUGCAUUAUAGCCUCUUGUUGCAUCUAUGGCCACGCAGAGGGGACAGGGAGGACACGUCUCUAGCAGUGUUCCGACAAGACUAUUGAAGGCCGCAGCACUAGUCCGGCCUGUUGGGGCAGCGAAUGGCCAUCCUUUAGCAUAAGCAGAGGCGAUCAACAUGUGCAGGCAGUCAUGCAUAAUUACCACAGAGCAGAUUCCCUGUUAUUAUGAAUGCCUUCUUAAUUGAAUUAGCAAGUAGCCUAUUAGUAGGCUACACAUGCCUUUGAGAGCACGCAAAUGAAAAGACCUGCUGAUAGCCUCUGUUUAUACAUUUACACUAGGUCAAGUUAGGUAAAGGCAACUCAAACAUCUAUAUAUCACAUGAUGACAUAUUGACCGAUUACACACGGUACGUACGUCAGUGUUGGUUAACAUUACAUCCUUGUUCUUCACUGGUCCUGGGGACACGCAUUUCCAGUGCAGUUCUAACACACCUGAUUCAAUUAGUAAGCCUUAGGUAAGACCAGGCAGGAAGAAAAACUAAAUGACCGUUUACAACAGUUUGUUUCAAAGCUUACUCUACCGAACAAAUAACCAACCAAAUCACUGUGGCAAAUUAAUGUCAGGGCAAACCUAAAA
Salvelinus fontinalis (brook trout) is the source of this 3027-nucleotide messenger RNA. Its product is annotated as twinfilin-2-like. The coding region runs from base 270 to 1334 and encodes 354 amino acids. Gene Ontology annotation, cellular component: myofibril; actin filament; cytoplasm. The record is from RefSeq and is a predicted model, not a curated record. Gene Ontology annotation, molecular function: actin monomer binding; actin filament binding. Gene Ontology annotation, biological process: barbed-end actin filament capping; actin filament depolymerization; positive regulation of neuron projection development. NCBI's taxonomy places the organism in Eukaryota, Metazoa, Chordata, Actinopteri, Salmoniformes, Salmonidae. The transcript is spliced from 9 exons.